UGUUUGCUUGUUUGUUUCUUCCUCAGAAAUGGAGCAAGCUCUAUAUUUCAUUCUUCUUCUCAUUGCUCUCUGCUCCGUAUCUGAAUGUGUUCAGCGUCAGUAUCACUUUAUAAAUGAGAGGAAGACCUGGACUGAAGCUCAGAGAUACUGCAGAGAGAAUUACACAGAUCUGGCCACCGUUGACAACAUGAACGACAUGAACGAGCUGAAGAAGAUUGAUGGACGUGUCUGGAUUGGGCUGCAGAAGACGGGUCGUGAUAAAUGGCAGUGGUCUUCAGGUGAACCUGCGCUCUAUCUGAACUGGGCUACUGGACAACCAGAAAAUAACAAUUGUUCUAUUAUGAGAAAUGGAACAUGGCAUGUUGUGGGAUGUGAUAAGUCCCUGAAUUUCAUCUGCAAUUCAUCCAAUAACACGAACACAGGACUCGUCUUUGUCAAUCAGGAGAAAAAUUGGAAAGAUGCUCAGAGUUACUGCAGACAGAGUCACAUUGAUCUGGUCAGUGUGAGAAACCAGAGUGAGAAUCAACAGGUUGAGAAGCUCAUUAGUGAUAAUCACUCAUCUGGAUCAGAUGUCUGGAUCGGUCUGUUCAGAGACUCAUGGCAGUGGUCAGAUCAGAGUAACUCCUCAUUCAGAUACUGGAAGUCUGGUGAACCUAAUAAUAUUGGAGGUAAUGAAGACUGUACAGCUGUUGAACAGAACGCUUUGGGACAAUGGAUUGACAUCUCUUGCAGCAACCACCAGUUUCCUUUUGUGUGUCAUGAAGAUAAACUGAUUGUGAUCAGAGAGAAUCUGACGUGGUCUGAAGCUCUGAGAUACUGCAGACAGAAUCAUGUGGAUCUGGUCUCGGUUCAUUCAGAAGAGAUUCAGCGUCGUGUGAUGAACGUGGUUAAACGGGCGUCUACUGCGGCGGUGUGGUUGGGUUUACGUCACUCCUGCACUGUGGGCAUCUGGUUCUGGGUGAGUGGAGAGACCGUGUGCUAUCAGAACUGGGCUCCAGGGAAC
Sinocyclocheilus grahami is the source of this 1003-nucleotide messenger RNA. Its product is annotated as macrophage mannose receptor 1-like. The transcript is spliced from 4 exons. Lineage: Eukaryota; Metazoa; Chordata; Actinopteri; Cypriniformes; Cyprinidae. The annotation marks the transcript as partial. The record is from RefSeq and is a predicted model, not a curated record.